AUGGGAAGUAUCAAUGAAAAAAAGCAAAUGUUCUUCCUCAUUGCUUUCGUCCUAAUUAGUCCGUCAUUCCAAGAAAGUUUACAACUGGAACAGUCUGUGUUGUUAAAAUUGAAACAACACUGGAGCGAUUCGGAGUUCCUCCAGUCAUGGGAUUUGAAUUCUUCAGACUGCACUUGGUCAGGAGUUUCAUGCAUCGAUGACAGGGUAGUGACACAACUACAUCUUGGAGGAAAAAACAUUACCAGAACAAUUUCAUCGACAAUAUGUAAGCUCAAGAACCUUACCUUCAUUGAUCUCUCCAACAACAAUAUUUCAGGAAUCAUACCAGUAAGCCUGAAAGAAUGCUCAAUAUUACAACAUUUGGACUUGUCCAAUAAUUCUUUGAGCGACCGGAUUCCAGGUGAGUUGUUUGAGAUGAAACAAUUACUCAAUUUAUAUCUUAAUGGUAAUAUGUUGUCUGGUGAGAUGCCAAAAGAAAUAUCAUCAUCCCAGCUGAAAAAUCUUAAUCUCUCUGAGAACUACCUGAACGGUUCGAUACCAGAAGAUAUUGGUAACUUGAAAAAUAUUGUGAAAUUGGACAUGUCACAUAAUUCUUUAAGUGGUUCAAUUACAAAUCAGUUGUUUCAGUUGCAUCAUUUGCGUCUCCUGUCGCUAAGUUCCAACUACUUGUCCGGUGUGAUACCUGAUGAAAUGGACUUGUUUAGUUUAUACGAUAUGGAUCUUUCACAUAACCAAUUGACUGGUUUUAUACCAAAGGGAUUUUGGUAUUUACCUGGACUACAUGCUCUGGAUUUGUCGUAUAAUCAGUUAUCAGGAGAUAUUUCGCAAAGUAUAGAACAUCUUAGGCCUAGAAAUACUUUAAGGCUUUGUUCCAACAAAUUCUCAGGAAGAAUUUCUGCUGAAUUUGUGAAGUUAACAUACGAAGAGAAUUGCUUUGAUGAGUCCAAUCUUUGUUCUACAUCCAACAACUUAUCCAUCCCCAGCCUACCAAGCUGCUCCUCCUCUGAUGAGGUUCGAAAAUCUUCGAGACCAAAACACUUGAUUAUCAUUAUUUCUGUUGUAGGAGUUGGGGUAGCUAUACAGUUAACAUGGAUAUUUUACAUGGUCAGAAAGCAUUGUUGGAAAACAAAGAAGCAGAAUGUCAAAGAUGACAUGAAGUUCAUUUCAUUUCAGAAGUUGAAGGUGACUACAGAAGACAUUUUGUCUAGCUUGAAAGACGAAAACAUAAUAGGAAAUGGAGGAUCAGGGAAGGUCUAUCGAGUUGAUGUAGCUCUCUUCUGCACAAAUAUCUAUUGUUCAAAUGCAUAG
Messenger RNA from Solanum stenotomum, 1308 nucleotides. Its product is annotated as leucine-rich repeat receptor protein kinase EMS1-like. The coding region runs from base 1 to 1308 and encodes 435 amino acids. Gene Ontology annotation, molecular function: protein binding. The transcript is spliced from 2 exons. The record is from RefSeq and is a predicted model, not a curated record. NCBI's taxonomy places the organism in Eukaryota, Viridiplantae, Streptophyta, Magnoliopsida, Solanales, Solanaceae.